Molecule: messenger RNA, 1209 nt
Organism: Puccinia graminis f. sp. tritici CRL 75-36-700-3
Lineage: Eukaryota; Fungi; Basidiomycota; Pucciniomycetes; Pucciniales; Pucciniaceae
Exons: 4
Coding region: 1-1209 (402 amino acids)
Cellular component (GO): P-body
Molecular function (GO): hydrolase activity
Source: RefSeq, a predicted model, not a curated record
AUGUGUGGUGACACUUGGAGAUCGUGGGAUGUCACGUUUUGCACCUGUCAGGAAUCUGUGACAUUCCUAGUGUGGCCAAGAGAAGAGGGCGAGUUGGAUGACCGGUCAAGAGACUUCCCAGGAAGAACUGUCCAAUGUCUACUACCACAACACGAGGCUGCCCAGAAGUGCCAACGGUAUUGCUUAGUCACCAAUGAUGACGGGCCAUGUUCAGAAGACGAAUCGCCAUUCAUCUAUUCGUUUUCGGAGCUAUUGAUCGCCGAAUUCUUGGGCUCCGAACGCUCGAAGUUGAAGGUCGUCAUCCCAGACUCCCAGGCAUCAUGGAUCGGAAAGUCAUAUCUGAUCAAGAACAAGCUCACUGUGGUAGAUUAUGAUCCAUCAACUCGAACAAAGUCAACAGAUCCUUCGAGUACCGGUCCUACUGCUCUACCAGAUAACCCGUGGAAAUUGGUCUCAGGAACUCCGGCUAGUUGUUCAAAUUUGGGCCUCUUUAACCUCUUCCCUUCCCAAAUCGAUCUCGUCAUCUCCGGCCCAAAUUAUGGUAGAAAUACCAGUAGUGCUUUCAGUCUUUCCUCGGGUACGGUUGGAGCAGCCAUGGACGCGGCAUUAUCCAAUCAUCGAGCAAUCGCAUUAUCAUAUGGAAUCUUCGAGCGACCGAUCUCAGAUGGGUUGCUGAAAGCAGCCAAUCAACUGGCAGUCAAGAUCAUUCGAGAGCUCUGGAAAACUGGGUUUGGCCAGCCCGGAGAUCCAAAUUACCCGGAUCUUUACAGUGUCAACAUUCCAUUAGUGCCAGCGAUUCUAAACGAACCGAAGGUGAUGUGGACGACCGAAUCGCGCACCCGAUACGCGCGACUCUUCCUACCAGCCACGGAUGGAUCGAAGUCGGAGCCGACGCAGCCGGCGGAGAUAGACGAAGCGGCGAGCCAUCUCCAAGACCUCCACUCCAACGACCCCUGCGGCUCGAAUCCGAAGAUCUCCAAGCCACUCCAUGGCCCUCUCGAAUUCGUCUUCAAGCCCGACAUCAGCGCUCUCAUUGAUCCUAACGCACCCGGCCUCCUCGAGGGCUCAGACGCCUGGGCUUUGAAUAGAGGCUUCGCUACCGUCACCCCUCUCUGUGCCGCCUUCAAACCCGCUCCUAGACCUCCUAUACCUGAUCCGACUCAAUCAGCUAGCACUACUGAUCAUGGAGAUUCGGUUUGGAAAUUGUAG